AAAGUAAGUACUAGUGGCCUCCCGCCUACUCAAGAAGAGAAAAACGGAAGGACAUAGAGUUAGAGUGGGAGUUUAGAAGCAGAAGGAAGCUAUGGCGUCAGUGAGAGUUGACUCGGAGGUGACUCGGAUAAUGAUCGGUGUGAACGAGUCAAGCAUCAAAGGAUAUCCACAUGCUUCAAUUAGUAGCAAAUCAGCAUUUGAAUGGACUCUGAACAAGAUCAUUCGCUCCAAUACCUCCGGUUUUAAGCUCCUUUUUCUCCAUGUUCAAGUUCCUGAUGAAGACGGUUUUGAUGAUGUUGAUAGUAUAUACGCCUCACCACAAGAUUUUAGAGAUGCAAAUCGUAAAGACAAGAUUAAUGGAUCUCAUUUGCUGGAGUACUUUGUGAACAGAUGUCAUGAUAUAGGGGUUGUUUGUGAAGCAUGGGUGAAGAGGGGUGAUGCCAAAGAAGUAAUCUGCCAUGAGGUCAAAAGAGUCAAACCAGACCUCCUUGUAGUUGGAAACAGAGGUCUUGGACCCUUCCAGAGGGUAUUUGUGGGAACUGUGAGUGAAUUCUGUGUGAAGCACUGUGAAUGUCCAGUUGUAACAAUCAAACGCAGUGCAGAAGAGACCCCUAAUGAUCCUGUAGAUGAUUGAUUGUUCCUCUAAAAGCUACUAUUAAUAAUGUAAAAUCUUCUCUACAACCCUCUUUCCUGGUUUGUCUUUUUUAAUGGAGAUUUAGCUGUGUGUAUCUGUAAGACCUAUGAGUUCCUUUUUUCUAGUUAAGUUGUUAUACAACUAUGUUUUCAA
This is a messenger RNA of Lactuca sativa (garden lettuce), 787 nucleotides long. Its product is annotated as universal stress protein A-like protein. NCBI's taxonomy places the organism in Eukaryota, Viridiplantae, Streptophyta, Magnoliopsida, Asterales, Asteraceae. The record is from RefSeq and is a predicted model, not a curated record. Gene Ontology annotation, molecular function: AMP binding.